CCGGCGUAUAAGGCAUUUUCUCCGGGAUCGCAAUCGGAUUCGGAUCGGAUACGGAUUUGGAAAGUGAAGUGAAGUGUGGUGCGGUUAAAAAUAAACAGAAAACCAAGCAAGCCAACCGGGGCUAAGAAGUUCUUUUGACCAGAUCAAUCGGAGAUAUGGGAUUGAAAUCGGGAUAUAGAAUGCCUAACGAAAAUCCGUAAAAUAGCUGAUCGGUGGAAUUUCGUGGCGUGCGUUGAAUAACACUGAUAAAACAAUAUACAGAGCGACCAAACAUAAAUAAUAUUCCACAUGCAUAGUUCCGAAAUACAUCAGCUGCUAAAAUAAACGAAUCGGUGAAGCCGAAGCCCCAACAAAGGCCAGCCGAUCCGCAUGACGUCACGGGUGAGCAUCUGGCAAGGAGCUACUGCAUCAGCAUCAGUGGCAUCACCAUCUCCAUCAGCACCCCAACGAGCCGAGGGAGGCAACAGCCAUAAUAAACAGCGUUAGGCAGCCGGAAAUCCUUGGAGUCGUAAUCUAUGCGAGUAUCGGCCCGAUACCAGACCCGAGCAUGUCCAGGCGAGCGCCAGUUGAAGGCCAAUCGAGACGGGAACCGGCACUGAAACCGAAGCGGAAGCGACCAGCUAAGAGAUGUCCUCGCGUCGGAGCUCCUUUCGCCGGAAGGAGAAGCCGGCGUUUGAGCGCUUCAAGGACCACUGCCGCCACUUUACGGCGUUUAUGUUCAGCAACGUGGGCAUCAUCCUGCUAGUCACAUUCUACACAAUUGGCGGAGCAUUUAUCUUCCAGGGUAUCGAGAUCUUCGAGUACGAGCGCCUGAAGCUAGAGAAGCCGCAUCGGUUUAUAGCGCGCAACUUUAGCGGCGAAUGCCUCACCAGAAUUUGGGAACUCACGGCGGAGAACAUAAGCUUUUUCGACCACCAUGCCUACAGGAAACGGGUAAACGAUGUGCUCCUAGAGUACCAGCGGGCCAUAGUGAAGAAGCAACUAAAGGGACCAGACGUCGAGCAGUGGAGCUUCUCCGGAGCCUUUCUCUAUUCGCUGACGGUGAUUACGACUAUCGGCUAUGGGAACAUCACGCCUCAGUCGGAGUGGGGUAAGCUGGUGACCAUUCUGUACGCAAUUAUCGGGAUGCCAUUGUUCCUGCUCUACCUCUCCAAUAUCGGCGAUGUGUUGGCUAAGUCCUUCAAGUGGAUAUACUCCAAGGUGUGCCUGUGCCGCAUCUGUCCCGGUGUGGCCAAGCGAAGGAUCAUCCGCGAGAGGAGAAAAAUGCGCCAAAUGGCCAGAGCACUGCAAUUGCACGACAUGGAGAAUGCCAGGGGAAGCAGUAGUUACUCCAGCAGUAGCAGCAACACUUCAACGUCCAACAGCAGCAGCAGUGACUAUACCAGGAGUUCCCACCACAGUUCCAGCCUGAUGGACAUUCCGUUCAGUGGCUCCGACUCGGAUAUCGAGCGUGAAAUACGAGGCAGCACAGAUGAGAUCACGGUCCCAGUCACUGUCUGCAUAUUUGUAAUGGUUGGCUAUAUACUGUGGGGCGCCUUGCUCUUUGGGCGCUGGGAAGAUUGGAACUAUCUGGAUGGCAGCUACUUCUGCCUCAUAUCGCUAAGCAGCAUUGGAUUUGGGGAUCUGGUGCCGGGCGAUCGUGUGAUAACUGCCGAUAGGGAUAAGGUCGAGUUGAGCUUUAUACUCUGCGCCGUGUACUUGCUGCUGGGCAUGGCAGUGAUUGCCAUGUGCUUCAACCUUAUGCAGGAGCAGGUCGUUCACAAUAUUCGGGCCGUCAAGAGGGGUUUCAAGGCUUGCUUCCGUUGCCGUAGCUCCUAAGAGGCUUCAAAACUGGCUUUGUCGUACAAAAUCAUAUAUAAUUGUCCACUGUUGAUGUAGACUUUGGCUAGGCUUAAGAUAGAUAUAUAUAUAU
Messenger RNA from Drosophila serrata, 1912 nucleotides. RefSeq names its product potassium two pore domain channel sandman (gene sand). The record is from RefSeq and is a predicted model, not a curated record. Lineage: Eukaryota; Metazoa; Arthropoda; Insecta; Diptera; Drosophilidae. Gene Ontology annotation, biological process: stabilization of membrane potential; potassium ion transmembrane transport. Gene Ontology annotation, cellular component: plasma membrane. Gene Ontology annotation, molecular function: potassium ion leak channel activity; outward rectifier potassium channel activity.